Pyrus x bretschneideri (Chinese white pear) is the source of this 1410-nucleotide messenger RNA. RefSeq lists its product as uncharacterized. NCBI's taxonomy places the organism in Eukaryota, Viridiplantae, Streptophyta, Magnoliopsida, Rosales, Rosaceae. Bases 195 to 1334 code for a protein of 379 amino acids. The record is from RefSeq and is a predicted model, not a curated record. The transcript has 9 exons.
AAACAAAAACUCAAAAAGUUUUCAAAAUAAUAAAAUAACAAUAAAAAGAAGGAGAAGAAGAAGUUGCCGCUGCAACCAUCUUCUCCCGCCGACUCCUCCCCCACCCCUCUCCCUAUCUCCUUCACCGUGUACGGCGGCCUGAGCUCCCUUUAAAGGUAUUCAGAGAAAUUGGGUCUCCAUAGAUUUGUGACUCAAUGGAUGCUGAAGCAGAAGCUCUGGAGGAGAAGUUAGUAUCUUUGCUUGGUCAGCUUCAAGCAGAGACGGCCAUCCUAGAAAGAAUGGUGUACAAGAACAAGAACCAGCACAGGCGCGGCUCCUAUUUCCAGUACCUUAUGAAGGUAAGGAGGGAUUUGAGGCUUUUACAAUCAACUAAACUGGAGGAACUUUUGGGUUGCUGUUUCCAAAGUAUUACUGGGAAGAGACCUAAGCAGAAGUUGCACUUAUUAGAAAGAUUGAAGAGAAGGAAAUGUGAAAAUGGAAAGCAUAAUUUUAUGGAGCGACUUCUUGGAGCUGCACGCCUUUUAUCACAGAUGGUUGAGCCAAUGUUGAAGGCGGCUAUUGAGAUAUCUACGUUGCUUGCUCGAUCAUUCUUCAUGGGAUUUUCUCUGACUGUGUUAGCUCUGCUUGGACGACUUCGAGUUUUGGUUCAACAAAUUCUACUCAAUGUUGUUUCAGUAUUCAACAUGGUUUCUUCUCUCUCCCAAAAACAGCAAUCCGUCAAGAUAAUUCAAGGAGGACUUGAGGUGUUUAGGGAGUUUUACCCUACAAAUGAGGAAAUUAUCAUUCUUGAGUGUGUGUGGAAAUCAGAUAAGUUUGAAUUGAUUGAGAGGACACAUAAGACUGAGAUUGCAACUCAUGAUGGAGAUCUUUGUUUAGGGGAAUCAUCAGUGCUGUAUCAAAGCACUGAGUCUAUCCUUGGAGAUGAUGAAACUAUUCCUGAAACGGCAGAUGCAAACCACAGUGCUGAAAAAGUUCCAGUCGAGGUCAAGGUGAAUAAGAUCAAUUUGAUGUCAGGCCUGUCCAACGACGGUGAUAACAGUCAGCUGGUUGAGCGUUGCGAAGAUGGUCCAGACAUUGGAGAGAAUCCGAGCGAGAAGUUUUCCGAAGAAGGCAGCUUGCUAACAGGCACAAGCUUGUCUUCAAGUUCCGAUGCAUCAAAACUGAAGUCUGGACCUGUUGAAGUGGCGUUUAUACAAGUGAAGCAACCUUUAUACUCGACGGCGAAUACAACUGAAAUCCAUUCUAAAGAAAAUGACAUCAGUAAGAGUACCAAGGAAGACCCAUUAUUCAGUUUGCUUUCUGGUGGAAAUGUAAUGAGUAGUAGUCUCUUCUGAGUAAUCUCAUGGAUCAUGAGCGACACCAGAACCUAUUGUAUUACAUUUACAAUGCAAUACGAUCAUUUUUUUUUUC